This is a messenger RNA of Ictidomys tridecemlineatus (thirteen-lined ground squirrel), 788 nucleotides long. RefSeq names its product cortexin 2 (gene Ctxn2). Lineage: Eukaryota; Metazoa; Chordata; Mammalia; Rodentia; Sciuridae. The record is from RefSeq and is a predicted model, not a curated record.
UAUGGAUUGUUGAUGCUUUCCCCAUAAUAUUUGGUAGGAAGUUUCCAUGCUUCUUCAGUUUAAUAUUUAGAAAGAGAGCUAGAGAAAAACAACGUAGAAUAAUAAUGAUGGUCUAGGCUUCUCUAGCGAGGCAUUUUGAGAAUUUUCAGAUCAGAUUGUCUAGUAAUUUGGAAGGAAUGUCAAAAGAGCCAUCCAAAAGGUCUCUUAAGAGAGAAAUUCUCUUAAGAUUGAAAUCUGAAGGGUUUAAGGGUGAAUUCUGGAAGAUCCCAAGGUAUGGCUCUCUGGGAAACUCUGAAAUUUAUGCACCAUGAUGAAGACAUCUGGUAAACAGGAUGUUAAGAUGAUGUUUCCUCCUGAGGCCAAAAGUUGACUGCAGCAGGAAUUUUGAAGAGCCACAACGAUGUGCCAGUGAAUAAUGAGUAGUACCUACUGUGGCAAUUCUUCAGCUAAGAUGAGCGUCAAUGAAGUUUCAGCUUUCUCAUUGACUCUGGAGCAAAAAACUGGCUUUGCUUUUGUUGGGAUUCUGUGUAUCUUCUUGGGACUUCUAAUUAUCAGAUGCUUCAAAAUUCUCUUAGACCCAUAUAGUAGCAUGCCUUCUUCUACAUGGGAAGAUGAAGUUGAAGAGUUUGAUAAAGGGACGUUUGAAUAUGCACUCGCCUGAUUUCCAGCUUUAUGCUUCUCAUGGUUGUGCUAUUGGGACAUGUGGUGGCUACAUUUGGGUAUGCUGGGUAGGCUGGAGAGAAACUCAUUACAUUCAUUGAAUUCAAUAAAGAUCUAUCAUUGAUUUA